AUGUUCAAUGGGGCAGAAAUACCAUUAAUGGGACAUCUGAUUACAAAUGAAGGGCUCAAAACCAGUCCUGCCAAGAUUGAUGCUGUUGCAAAGAUGACCAAACCUACUGAUGUGAAGAGCAUCCAAAGAUUCAUUGGUUUUGUGACCUACUUAAGUCUGUUUCUUCCCGAUCUCUCCAACCACCUAGAACCUUUGAGACAACAAGAAUACAACUAUUUAUAUUUUAAACUUACAACCCACGGGAAAUUUGCCAUAGCAAUGAAACAAUUGGCUGAUAAAGCAAAACACACUAUGUUCAGCACAAAGAAAAAAGUUGAUUUUCACUCACUGAAUCCAAAACUAGCAAUCAAAAUCUUUGAAAGUAUUAUCUCACCAAUACUUCUCUAUAUCAUUCAGAAGUAUGGGGUGCAUUCAUUAAAAGCGAUCUUAAUAAAUGGGAUCAAUCCGAAACAGAAAAAGUUCAUUCCAGAUUCUGCAAGUUAUACUUAG
Paramuricea clavata is the source of this 489-nucleotide messenger RNA. The record is from the annotation of a GenBank genome assembly. NCBI's taxonomy places the organism in Eukaryota, Metazoa, Cnidaria, Anthozoa, Malacalcyonacea, Plexauridae.